UGCGUGUGUGUGUGCUUGCGUGGCGUGUUUGAGCACUGAAGCCAAGCAGUAACUCAUCGAUCUAUACAGGAUAUCAACAAGUGGACAGCACGACGUCAAGGCGUUUUGAUUGGUUUGUGCACUAAUAGCCAAAGUUGUCGUGGUAGUUUUUGUGCACGUGUACUAGUUACUUGCUUCGAGAAGCAAACGUAAAAUGACACGGGAAUGACUUGUGAUAUAACUCUGUUAUUUCAUUUUCUUCAAAUUAAAAGUAUCGCUUAUCUCAUACCAGUUUAAAGAUAAUGCUGUUGCUUCAAAUGAAAGACGUUCACAAAUGACAAAACAACUGAGUUUCUUUUCUUACAAAGGACCUGAACAACAGCGUUAAGAGUUAUUUGCAUAAAAUAUUGGAAAACCACGAUCAAAUCUACUUUGUGCGAUUCAGUGAUCUUUUCCGCUUUAAAAGACGUGUCAUUUGUGAGAAGCUUGGUGGACAAAAACGAUGGUCGACUAUAGUCGUCCAACGAUGAUUUAUCUAGAAGACGAGCCGUCAAAGAUGGGUGAAAGAUUCAGAGCUUGUUUCUGUCCGAGUAGGGAACUGAGUCAAAGUCACAACGUCCAUCACGGACAUCUUCCAAACAUGUACAUGGGCGAUAAAUUAGAACGUCAGGAGCGUACACAACCUCCACACCUGCAGGCUCAUCAAAACAUGAUCUUUAACAGCAAGGAUCUUGUGACGUUCUUGAAGGAUCGAGAGAUCGCAGAAAAACUCAGUCCAUUUUCCAUCCCUGCCGUAACAUCGACGGAGAUUUAUCGGCCAAAAGAAAAAGAGCACGCCCCGAGGAAUGAGACAAGAAAACGAUAUAUGUGUGAUAUAUGUCGGAAAGGAUUUCAACAAGUAUGCCAACUGAAACAACAUCGACGUAUACACACAGGAGAAAAACCUUACAAGUGCAAUGAAUGUGGAAAGGCAUUUACUCAAGCAAGUCAACUUAAUCAACAUGUUCGCCUACACACCGGCGAGAAACCUUACUCUUGUGAGAUAUGCAGUAAGAGAUUUACACAGCUCAGUCAACUGAAGUCCCACAAGCGCACUCACCAGAGCAAGGUCGUACGUCACGGUUAUCAAGACAACGGCCUUCGCCAUACUUUUGAAGAGCUUCCGAAGCCGGAGAAGCGAGGUCGACCUAAAGGUGCUGUAUACAGUCACAAGAGAUAUGGCUCUACGGAGAAAAUGAAAACACACACGUUUACUCCAGGUUUUAUGGAACGAAGGCAAGAUAGCAUAAGAAGUAAUAUGAACAUCGGCCCUCCUUCUCACCUGGAGUAUUUCGCACAGAUCAAUGCCAUACAGCGAAUGUAAGAAAAACAUCAAUUGGCAUCUUUAGAAAAUAAUCCACAUCGCCUCUUCGCGAGUUUCCUCGUCCAUAGGAGCAAAGCUCAAAAUAUUUUAUGUCCAUUAGGGUCCAACCCUAACGAACAACGUAACGUUUUAUUGUAUAGAAUGAAGGAGUUCGAUGAUGAUGAUAACAAUCAAGUUACGUAUUCACAAUUUAAAGCAGCAAUUCAUUCUGAUAUUUUCCAAUUUAAAAAUUAAUGACACCAUAGUUUAGUAAUCUACAAUACAUCUUCAACAAUACCAACUACAAUACAAUUAAGUUUGAGAAUUCAUCCGUCUGUAACAAGUUUCGAAGCUAAACUGACAGGGAAAACAACUGCCUUACUUAUAUUCAUUUUAGACGUUCAAAACGUUUGUGUUAAUUUGAAAAAAAAAUAUGAAAAGUUUAACCGACUUGGGCUUAGCCCGUAAUUACAACGCUAGUGUUCGCAUAUUCAAAAUAUUACCUAGUGAGUGAUAUAAAACAUUUGUCAGCUAUAAUUUAAGAAAAAGUUGAAAAAGAUUAGCUUUUACCAUCUAAUGGUCAAGGUCGAUCAACUUAAUGGUAGCUUUAGUUUCUAGAUAGUCACACAAAGAACUAUUUAGUUGUAUUUUCUUUUCAAUAGGCAAUAAAGUGCAAUUGUAUAAAAAA
This is a messenger RNA of Xenia sp. Carnegie-2017, 2009 nucleotides long. Its product is annotated as zinc finger protein 723-like. The record is from RefSeq and is a predicted model, not a curated record. Lineage: Eukaryota; Metazoa; Cnidaria; Anthozoa; Malacalcyonacea; Xeniidae. The transcript has 5 exons. Gene Ontology annotation, cellular component: nucleus. Gene Ontology annotation, biological process: regulation of transcription by RNA polymerase II. The coding region runs from base 482 to 1342 and encodes 286 amino acids. Gene Ontology annotation, molecular function: RNA polymerase II cis-regulatory region sequence-specific DNA binding; DNA-binding transcription factor activity, RNA polymerase II-specific.